Messenger RNA from Cydia fagiglandana, 2553 nucleotides. It is a transcript of the gene Gro, whose product is annotated as protein groucho-like. The coding region runs from base 165 to 2300 and encodes 711 amino acids. Gene Ontology annotation, cellular component: transcription regulator complex; nucleus. The record is from RefSeq and is a predicted model, not a curated record. Gene Ontology annotation, molecular function: transcription corepressor activity; protein binding. Lineage: Eukaryota; Metazoa; Arthropoda; Insecta; Lepidoptera; Tortricidae. The transcript has 16 exons. Gene Ontology annotation, biological process: negative regulation of canonical Wnt signaling pathway; regulation of DNA-templated transcription.
GGCCCCCGCGCGCGUCAGUUCGCUCGCGUAGCUCGUGCAGGAAGGACGUACAGCUUGUCGCUAAAGUUUCGCGUGUGACUGACCGUGCGGAUUGCUCCAGUGUUGUUAGUGGCUAGUGGAGUGUUGUGUUGGUGUGCAGACGAUGCUUGGUGUUUGACGCGGGCAUGUAUCCAAGCGCGGGCGCGAUGAACGCCGCCGCCGCCGCAGCUGCCGUGGCGGCCGCCAGGCAUCCGGGUCCCCCCCAGCCCGGGCAACCCAUCAAGUUCACGGUGGGGGAGUCCUGCGACCGGAUUAAGGAAGAGUUCAACUUCCUCCAGGCGCAAUAUCACAAUUUAAAAUUAGAAUGCGAAAAGCUGGCUAGUGAAAAAAUUGAAAUUCAAAGGCAUUAUGUUAUGUACUAUGAAAUGUCUUACGGCCUCAAUGUGGAAAUGCACAAGCAGACGGAAAUAGCGAAAAGGCUGAAUGCAAUAAUAGCACAAAUCCUACCGUUCCUGUCACAAGAGCACCAACAGCAGGUGGCCACGGCCGUGGAGCGGGCGAAACAGGUCACCAUGACUGAACUCAACGCAAUCAUUGGGCAACAAAGGCCGGACCUGCCGCGGCUGCUGCAGCAGAUGCAUGCGGCGCACCUACCGACGCACGGCGCGCCGCCGCUGCCGCUGCUCGGGCAGGGCGCGCUGCCGCCCGCGGGGCUGCUGGGGCUCGGCGUGCCGCACCACCCGCUCUCCGUGCUGGCCAAGCCGCCCGACCUACACCGGCCCGAUGACAAGGGGAACGGUAUCAGCUCUGCAGAGGAGAGGCAUAGAAAUUCCAUAUCACCCGGUGAAAGAGAAAAGUACCGGACGAGAAGUCCGGCUGAACCUGACCAUAAGAAAUUGAAGAAGGAAGAAAAAGACAUGGGCCAUGAACUUGUGGUAGACGACGCGAGUGAAGAGCCCACGUCGCCGCACAACGGAGCGCCCUCUCCCCGAGAAAAUGGUCUCGACAAGCUGCAGCCCAAGAAGGAGCACCCACCUCAUAGCCCUAGGUCAGGCACGUCAAGCAACGCCUCAACGCCGUCAGCAAAAAAGCUCGAUGAGAAGCCAAGCACGCCGAUCUCCAAGCCCGUGACGCCGACUUCAGGCGCGAGCGGCGCGGGCGCGGCCGGGGCUCCUCUCAAGGCCGCGGUGAAGCCCCCCGCGCUGCAGUACCCGUAUCUAGGCAACGGUGCGCAUGACGCGUACGGCCUGGCGGGGUACUCGGCGCGAGCUGCGCUGGCGUAUGAGCCUUUGCGCCCGCCGAUUGGACCGGCGGCGUUGGCGCCCAUUCCUGGUGGCAAACCAGCCUACUCAUUCCACGUAUCCGCGGAAGGGCAAAUGCAGCCCGUGCCCUUUCCCCCCGACGCGCUGAUGGGCCCCGGGAUCCCGCGGCACGCGCGGCAGGUGUCGGCGCUGGCGCACGGCGAGGUGGUGUGCGCGGUGACGGUGUCGUCGCCCACCAAGUACGUGUACACGGGCGGCAAGGGCUGCGUCAAGGUGUGGGACAUCAGCCAGCCGAGCAAGGCGCCCGUCAGCCAGCUGGACUGCUUGCAAAGAGACAACUACAUCAGAUCGGUGAAGCUGCUGCCCGACGGGCGCACGCUGAUCGUGGGCGGGGAGGCGUCCAACCUGUCCAUCUGGGACCUGGCGUCGCCCACGCCGCGCAUCAAGGCCGAGCUCACCUCCUCCGCGCCCGCCUGCUACGCGCUGGCCAUCAGCCCCGACUCCAAGGUGUGCUUCAGCUGUUGCUCCGACGGCAACAUCGCGGUGUGGGACCUGCACAACCAGACUCUGGUGCGGCAGUUCCAGGGGCACACGGACGGCGCCUCCUGCAUCGACAUCUCGGCCGACGGCACCAAGCUGUGGACCGGCGGCCUCGACAACACUGUGCGGUCGUGGGAUUUGAGAGAAGGCAGACAGUUACAACAGCAUGACUUCAGCUCUCAAAUCUUCUCGUUGGGAUACUGCCCUACAGGCGAGUGGCUAGCGGUGGGCAUGGAGAACAGCAACGUGGAGGUGCUGCACGCGGUGAAGCCGGACAAGUACCAGCUGCACCUGCACGAGUCGUGCGUGCUGUCGCUGCGCUUCGCCAGCUGCGGCAAGUGGUUCGUGUCCACCGGCAAGGACAACCUGCUCAACGCCUGGCGCACGCCCUACGGCGCCAGUAUAUUCCAGUCAAAAGAAUCAUCAUCAGUACUAAGCUGCGAUAUCUCCUCCGACGACAAAUACAUCGUGACGGGUUCAGGCGACAAGAAGGCCACAGUGUACGAAGUGAUCUACUAGUGAGCGAACAAACGUGACUGUGCCUAGCGGACGUUCUCUGAGCGACAGUGGUGAUAUAGUUAUAGUGUAUGUAUAGAGUAUAUUGGGAAGCCUGUAUGUACUUAUGCGACUUGUUUAUAUAGAUUAGUGUGCGCGGUUUAUGUUUAUUUGUUGAGCGCCGGUAGUGUAUGUUGGCAGCAGAUCUCAAAAUGAUGAUUUCGUUUCAAUAUUGUUGUAAAAUGCUCGUAUUAAAGAAAAAAUAUGCGCAAAUUAA